UGGAGGUGAAAGGGGAAGUGAAGGAGAUUGGGAGCUGCCCUACAUGCUUGGAGACCAAGUUCUCCAAGUUCCCCUUCAACAGUGCAACAGGACCAGCCAAGACCCCACUUGCACUUGUGCACAUGGAUGUGGUGGGGCCCACCAGAGCCCCUUCCCUCUCAGGCAGCCGCUAUUUCUUGACAAUUGUGGAUGACCACACUCGGGCAGUGUGGGUUUACCCUUUGAACAGCAAGGGGGAGGUGGCAGCGGCUGUCCUUAAGGAGUGGAUGCCUAGAGCUCAGAGGGAAUGCGGACACAAGGUGAAGAUGAGUUGCAGCAGCCUUCAAGGCAGGUGGAGGUUGCAGUGUCUGAGGAGGAGAUAUCUGGGGUGACUGAAGAAGGGGGAGCAGCUGAAGUGGAGCAGCAACAGCAACAUGAGUCUCCACCUCGAGUUCCACAGCCGCCUGAGCGACCUAGGAGGGAUGUGCGCCCUCCUGUGAGGCUGACCUAUGGGGGAAGAGGCAAGCCAAAUGUGCUGGAAGCGGCCAAGAGGUUGGUCCGCUAUGUGAGUGCUACGGCAUCAGUGGGAUUGGAGUACAGUGGAGUGAGGCAGCGGUUGCAGAGAGGUGCUGCAGAUGUGAAGAGUGGAGAGAUGCUCUUGAGUUGCUAUACUGACGCUAGCUUCAACUCAGUGAAAGCGGAUGGCACCAGCAUUGGGGGAUAUGUGUGCUUGCUAGGAGGUGGUGCUGUGAGCUGGCGCAGCAAGAAGCAGAAUGAGGUGGGAUUGUCCUCAUGUGAGACUGAGUACAUGGCCUUACACCAUGGGGCCAAGGAAGUGGUGUGGCUGAGGCGCUUGUUGGAGGAGUUGGGAGUUGGUCAGGAGAAGCCGACAGUUGUGUUUUGUGACAAUGAGUCCGCUGUGAAGCUCGCCAAGAAUGCUUGUCAAAGUUGAGGUUCCUAUAGGGAGGGAAUCUUUGUGCUUAUGGGGUUUCCUUGGUUGGGGACUCUCUUGGGACCUUCCCUCUCAUCCCUCUCUUCCUAUCCCAACCUUUCUCUUGCUCCUUCUAAUUUCUUGUGAGAUUCUUGAACUUUGAUUGAACUCUUGAGAUUGAGUUAA
Messenger RNA from Closterium sp. NIES-67, 1096 nucleotides. The record is from the annotation of a GenBank genome assembly. Lineage: Eukaryota; Viridiplantae; Streptophyta; Zygnematophyceae; Desmidiales; Closteriaceae.